AUGUCGGAAAUAUCCUUACAGGGAUUCUCCGGCAACCAGCCAGCAGUUUUCCCGGAAUCCUCACAGGGAGUCGCCGGUGACCAGCCAGCAGUUUUUUCAGCAUCCUUACAGGGAGUCUCCGACAACGCCGAUCUUUUAUCGGAGAUUCUCCUCCGGCUACCUCCAAAAUCCCUUCUCCGAUUCCAAGCCGUUUGUAAAGACUGGUUUUCGAUCAUCUCAAGCCGUACAUUCCGGCAACUUCACUGCCGGAGAAAACUCACUUCCGGCAGAGUUGACGGACUAUUCUUCUGCUGGUGGGUCUAUGGUAAUAACUAUGUUGACUUUAUCCCUCUCAAUGGGAUACCCAAAAAGCAAAUGGGUAUGAUUCCUUCAGCACUCAAAAAUAUUGCUAAUUCUACAUCUUCAAAAAUUGAACAAUUACAUUCCUGUAAUGGGUUGUUCUGUAUAAGUUUCAAUUUGGGUAUUGAAAAUCUUGAUUAUUAUGUCUAUAAUCCUAGUACAAAUCAGCAUAGAUUGAUUCCACUCCCAUAUUUAGGUAUAAAAGCUUAUGAGAUUGUUGUAAUGAAUUUGGCUUUUGAUCCUAUGGUAUCUGAUUGUUAUAAACUAGUAUGUGUGAUAAAAUUAAAUGGGGUAUAUGAAAUUUCUGUAUAUUCAUCAGAAACUGAAGUUUGGAGAGAUUGUAUGGAGAUGGAGAUGGAGAUGUUGAAUCAACAUUGUUUAGGUCACGGUGUUUUCUUGAAUGGUUGUAUGCAUUGGGUUAGUGAAAUGUCGUCUUUCUUAAGGUUCGAUUUGGAUUUGAUGUGUUUUAGAGAUAUGCCUAGUACUGAUAUUCCUGUUGGAGUGUUGAAAAGGAGUAUAAGGUAUUUUGGGGAGUCGGGUGGACAUUUGCAUCUAAUUGAGGUACAUGGGUUCAGGUCGAUGAGUUUUGAAGUUCUUGAGAUGGAGAUUGAUUAUUCUAAGUGGUUUGUGAAGUAUUGUGUUGAUCUUAGUUCGUUGCAUACUACUUAUCCGUUAAUGUUGAGUGAAGAACUUGAUUUACUAGAUGUGAAUGGUCGUACUUGCAAUGUUGUAUCUUUGGUUGUCAAUGAUAAGGAAGAUAGAACAAGGUUUUUGGUAACCACACCUGAUGUUAUCAUUGAAUAUGAUGCUCAUCAUAUGACUAUCAAGGAGGUUGCGUAUAUAGAGAUAGCAAAGAUCCCUGUUAUCUGGGAAGAUGUUUCGGUGUUUGAAUGGUAUGAUACACAUCAAUAUGUUGAGACAAUGGCGCGUGUUUGA
This is a messenger RNA of Solanum tuberosum (potato), 1275 nucleotides long. RefSeq names its product F-box protein At5g07610-like. Gene Ontology annotation, molecular function: protein binding. NCBI's taxonomy places the organism in Eukaryota, Viridiplantae, Streptophyta, Magnoliopsida, Solanales, Solanaceae. The record is from RefSeq and is a predicted model, not a curated record. The transcript has a single exon. The coding region runs from base 1 to 1275 and encodes 424 amino acids.